AUGAUUUCCAACUCGGAUUUUGUUUACAUCGAGAUGGCAGGAUACAUCGCUCAACUUUUGCGGCAUAACAUAUCUCCUUCCUGUCUUCGCGCAGAAUGGGAGGGAGGUUCGUCGCUGGCAUCUCAGGGAGUAGCAGCUCAAGCCGUUGGUCCUUCGAGAACAUGGCGCAGGAUCAGGGAGAACCGUAUGAGGCUACGAGAUGAGUUAAACUUGGACUUCCACGAGUUGCUGCGUAGUUUGAGCGACAAGGGCGUCUUCACGCUCAUCGAGGCGCAGCAGAUACGUGGGAAACCAACCCCCAAACAGCAGUUUGAUGAGCUCUUUGACCUUCUCAUGUGCAAGAAUCCACAACUACACUACCCCGUUUUCCUGAAGGCUCUCACUGACAUAGACAGGAAGGAUGUCAGGGAUUUCUUAGAAGUGGAAGACGUCCAGAAAGUAUUUGUUGAAUUGGAAGCAACCAUGCCAUCUGAAGCCAAACCUGUUGUGCAGUAUUUCCGGGAAACUUACGUCGAUGGAAGAAGACGACGGAGCAGAGCCAGAAAUGAGACUGUCGAUCCACCGCAGCUGUAG
Messenger RNA from Darwinula stevensoni, 573 nucleotides. Lineage: Eukaryota; Metazoa; Arthropoda; Ostracoda; Podocopida; Darwinulidae. The record is from the annotation of a GenBank genome assembly.